Corapipo altera (White-ruffed manakin) is the source of this 1119-nucleotide messenger RNA. It is a transcript of the gene TAGLN, whose product is annotated as transgelin. Gene Ontology annotation, molecular function: protein binding. The coding region runs from base 81 to 683 and encodes 200 amino acids. The transcript has 5 exons. The record is from RefSeq and is a predicted model, not a curated record. NCBI's taxonomy places the organism in Eukaryota, Metazoa, Chordata, Aves, Passeriformes, Pipridae.
CCCGCGGGGCAGAGCGCUGGUCCCGCGCCGAGCAUCGCCCUCGCUCCGUCCGCAGCCGCUUGUCUCCCACCACCGCAGCCAUGGCAAACAAAGGCCCAGCCUAUGGCAUGAGCAGGGAUGUGCAGUCCAAGAUCGAGAAGAAGUACGACGACGAGCUGGAGGACCGGCUGGUGGAGUGGAUCGUGGCGCAGUGCGGGUCCUCCGUGGGUCGCCCCGAGCGGGGCCGCCUGGGCUUCCAGGUCUGGCUGAAGAACGGCAUCGUGCUCAGCAGGCUGGUGAACAGCCUCUACCCCGACGGCUCCAAGCCCGUCAAGAUCCCCGACGCGCCGCCCACCAUGGUCUUCAAGCAGAUGGAGCAGAUCGCCCAGUUCCUGAAGGCGGCCGAGGACUAUGGUGUGACCAAGACAGACAUGUUCCAGACCGUCGACCUCUUUGAAGCCAAGGACAUGGCGGCGGUGCAGAGGACGCUGAUGGCCCUGGGGAGCCUGGCAAUCACCAAGAAUGAUGGGCACUACCACGGGGACCCCAACUGGUUCAUGAAGAAGGCGCAGGAGCACAAGCGGGAGUUCACCGAGAGCCAGCUGAAGGAGGGCAAGAACAUCAUCGGGCUACAGAUGGGGACCAACAAGGGAGCGUCACAGGCGGGGAUGAGCUACGGCCGGCCCCGGCAGAUCAUCAGCUAGGCACCCCCCCGCCGCCCCCAGCCCUCCCCAGCCGGGACCUCCGUCUCCGCUUCCCCCCGGCCCAGCGCCGCAGCCGCCCGAGCGUCGGCGGCCGCCACCAGCCCCGCACCGAUUGGUAUUUAUUGAGGAGCAAACGCCCCCCAAACGCCAGCCAACAACGCCCCAACGCCAGCGGCCGCACGCGCCCCGCAGAGCCCCCCGCCCCGGGGCCGCAGCCCCCCCGCCCAGCCCCGCGCCCCCCCCCCCGGCACCCACGGGUGUCCCACGGGUGGGAUGGGCACGUGCCCCGGCCCACGGGGUGGCCCCCCCUGCCCGCAGCCCCCCCCACGAGCCCCGCGCCACUGCCGCAGAGAUCCCUGCGAACGGGGAGAAAGAGAGAAUUGGGCCUCGGUUUUGUACUUGGUUUUUGUCGAAAUUAAAAGGUUAUAUUCAUCUA